CGAGUUGGCUGGACAACGCCUUGCUAUAGCAGCACACGCGCGCGACGCACGACGCAACGCGCGCGACGAGGCAGCCCGUCCAGAGCGACCGGCCGCCGACGCGCGGGCAGCCAGCGGCCCGGCACCAAGCGAGACACAGCCAAGACACAGCGCCAUGGCCACACCAAGCAAGACCACGACGCGGGGCGCCGCCUCGCCCUGGUCCCUCCACGCCAACGCCCUCAACCUCAUGGCGCAAAGAGGAGAAACCACAGCGAUGAAAAGAGCUAUUGACAGCGGCGCGGACAUCAACGAAUGCGAUCGGGACUGGUUCCCGCUCAUGAUGGCCGUAUAUCUCGGCGUCCUGCGGUGCCUUCACGCCAUCGACGCACGUCGUCUCCAGGAGAGGAGGCCGGGGGUGGUUUCUUUUUCGAAUUUGAGGCCGUUCGGACCGAACCGCGAUGCUCCGCGCAGGUCGCGACCAAUAAUGAAGAAGUCGUGUCGCUGCUGCUGCGAAAUGGGGCGGAAGUCGACAAGACCGAUUCCGCGGGUUUGACUUCGUUGGCUUUAGCUGUCCAGGAGGGCCAUGUAAAACCGAUGACCAUGCUCUUAGAACAUGGGGCCGGCGUCGAUCGGUGCAAUGUGAGUGGGACGGCGCCCUUGUUCCUGGCUUGUAGCAAUGGUGACGAAGAGGCCGUGAAAGUUUUGGUCGAGCACGGGGCCGACGUGAACCUGCGCAAAAGACAAACAGGGGCGACGCCGCUCCAUGCGGCGGUGCGUCGGGGUGCUUCCGACGUUUGUAGAUUCUUACUGUGUCACGGGGCCGACGCGAACAUCGCCGACGAAAGCGGCGCGACGCCAUUGUUGGCUGCUGUGGAAAAUGAAGCUCCCGUACAGAGUUCUCCGGUCAGAACUAGACGUAGGCGAGGGAGGCGUAUUGAGCCAUUACGAGACUUUCCGGAGACGCUGAGAGAUGCUCUAUGUGAAACACUACUCGCGGGCGGCGCCGACGCCGACCAGACGUCAGAAAACCAUACGCCCCUGACGGCGUCGUGCCAGCGAGGUUCCUUAGUAUUAGCGAAGAGGCUACUAGAUGUGGGGGCCGACGCGAACAGUGUCGACGGGCAGGGGCGGCCGCCUCUACUCGUGGCGGCUUCGUUAGCUGAAGGUGAUGAUGCGUUAUGUAAAUUGCUCCUCCAGAAGGGGGCCCAAGUGGACGGGACCGAUGGAAAGGGCGCCACACCCUUACACGCGGCCGUGUAUCGAGGUCGAUUGGGUCUCGUACGCCUGUUAUUGUCACACGGCGCGGACGUCAACGCGGCCACGCGAUCCAAGGAAGAAUUGGAGCUCUGCGGCAUCAUGGAGGAGGAGGACGGGGCCGAGACGUUGACGUUUCCUCCCCAAUUUACUCCUUUGCGUUUGGCGACUUGUGCGGAGGAGAGCGAAGCAUCUCAUGCAAUCUUAGAUGAAUUAGUAAGCGCGGGAGCGGUCGAGGUCUUAGAUGAGCAAGAUAUAAGGAGCCCGGACGACGUGGCAAGAUGGUUUAGAGUGCAGUCUUGGCACGGGCCUCUGGCUACCGACGCGAUCUGCGACCGACUGGCGAACGGGUCACAGACGACGCAACCGGUCUCGGCUGCAGAACUGUUCAGUUUAAGUGAGGUCGAAUUGGAUGCGUUACUAAGUCUGGACGAGGUGAAUAAGUCCCUCAGAUUCGUCGAGACGACGAAAAGGCAGCUCAGUACAUCUCUCAAACCGCAGCUCGCCUCGCGACUCUGGCACCGUAAAAUACAAAGACACGCCCUGUUACAGCGAGACCGGGACGAGCGCAUCAAAGUCUCGACGGUUGUAGGCACGGAGAGCGACACGGCGCUGCACGAUCCCCCGGAUAAUGAGAACGCUCGUUCAGAAGUAGUACGGGGCUUGCGAUCCGCGGCGGCGGCCUACGCGCGGGCUACUGCCAGAAGAGUGGUGGAGGGCGACGACGUUCUCUCGCCGGAGCCUGAUUUAAAUGAGAUGCGUUCUUGUCUAGAUAGUGCGGCGCAAGUCUGUUCCGACGAGCACCGGCGCCUGUCGGAAGUGCGCGAAGCUUUACGGACGCAGAAGUACGAGGCGCUGGGGUCUAGAUGGUCUUCCCUCAUAGAGGCCUCUGAUAGGUGUCGGCGGAACCCCGCGAGUAUGCCAGCACAACCACCCCCGAGAGCCGACGCGACGAGCUCGUGGUGGCGCGCGGAUCAUGCUGUUGAGGACUGUCCCUUCGAUGCCGACUCGGGUGAUGCCGCGCGGAAGCUGCACUUGCGAGCUCGCGCGGCCGCGGCGCGGCCUGUACUAUACGGAGCGUUGCAGGCCGUCGUCGAUCAGAUCAACGCGGCGGCGCACCCCUGCGAGUUGGGCCUGUCGGGCCUGGUCUUUCCUUUACCUUUUGCCGAUGAAAGGGCGCUAUUGGUGGGUGGCACUCGAAGGUGCGACCUGGUGGCCGUGCCGACGCGGCCGCCUCGGUCUGCCGAUAGUACGGCGGCCUGCGUCUCAUGUCGAGUGGAGGCCGAGGAUCCCUAUGUAUUGGCAUGUCUCUGCGCUUUGUUAGAUAAGGGCGACUUGCCGUUGCGAGUGGAAAGGUCUCGAGCUAGGUUGUUGGAGCGGCAGGCUCAUCCAUGGGAAAGGACCUCGGUGGACCUGCAAGUCACCGUAACCUACCCGGCGGACCCCGACGCCUACAAGGGGACGAGCGUCGAGGCGCCUCCCUCCACAGAAGAGGAGGAGGAGGCCGUGCCGCCGCCGGAGACGGUGCCCUCCGAGGAGGAGACUGCUAUCGAAGACGCGCCCGUGCCGGCGCCCGAGGAAGCGCCGUCUGACGACGUCGUGGCGGAGAGCCCGGGGCGCCUGAAGGACGUCGUCGAGCGCGUCAUGGACGGCGAAGUUGUGGAGGAGCCGGCGCCGCCGGCCUUCGACGAGUCGCUCGCGGGCGCGGACCUGGCUCUCGCGACCAUCAGGUUGGGCCUGGCGUCCUACAACGCGCUCGAGACGCACGACGAGCCGUUCCGGCGGAUCGCGUCGUUGGACGAGGCCCAGCGACGCAAGCACCUCUUCUCGCACAAAUUACCGUUCUUAGAUCCGGACACGUGGCAGCUGCGGACGCCCGAGGAUUUGGAGAGGUUACGUCAUCAACGGGGCGCCGAGGUCGUCCAGGAGGACGACGUCGAUAAGCUGCGCGCGAGCAACGCGGCGCAGCACGACAAGAUCGUGUUGAUGCGCCGGGCCGCCGCGAAAAGUAAAAGGGACCACGCCGAUGAGGUGGCGAAGACGUCGGAAGAACUAAGCGCGACGCGCGACGCCCUGGAGCGGGCGACGGCGGCUUUAGCUGCGCGGUCCGAGGACGUGGCCGCGUUGGAGGCCGAGCUCGCGCGGCUGCGCGCGGCGCCCGCGGCGCCGGCGUCGCCCGCCAAGGCGCCGUCGCCCGUCAAGCCGUCGCCGGCGCAGCGGCGGCGCAAGACGGGCGUCGCCGUCCAGGCGUCGACGCGCAUGCGGCGCGGUGGCGCGCGCGUCGCGCCUGGUUCUGGGUCCUAA
Pelagomonas calceolata is the source of this 3540-nucleotide messenger RNA. The record is from the annotation of a GenBank genome assembly. Lineage: Eukaryota; Pelagophyceae; Pelagomonadales; Pelagomonadaceae.